ACAAACAGCCAAAGCUACUAAACCAGAUUUGAAAUUAUAUUUAAGUGAUGUAGGAGGGACGUAUGCUAAUACUAGCUGGAUUGUAAUCACGUUUUUGAGCGUUUAAAAUAUGUACGCAUAGGUAAAACACAAUUUUUGGGGGGGAUAUACUGUUUGGUAAAACUAGUGUCAGUGUCAUAGCUAGCUAGCUAAUGUCAGGGUGAAGCACAUCAACAGAUGCUGGUUAGUUUUAAUGCAGCCUUUAAUCUGGCAGGAUCUAACUAGCUGAACACGGUUUGCAACAUGGGACGGAAGAAACAGGGGAAGUUUGUGCGCUCUGACAACAAAGGGAAAGACAAACGGCAUAAAAUGAAAGGGAAAUCUUUAGAGGCCUUUACAGAAGAAAUGCACACUGCUUUUGAAGCAAGCCUUCACAUCGAGGAGGGAGCCGAGGCCCAGCAGGUGAAACUGCCGUGUCCACUUGCCAUGUGGGAGUUGGGUCACUGCGAUCCCAAACGUUGUACUGGCAGAAAGUUGGUGCGGAAGGGCUUUGUGCGCAACUUGCGCCUCAAUCAGAGAUUUAACGGACUCAUACUGAGUCCAAUGGGGACGAAGUAUGUGACACCAGCAGACAGAGAGAUCGUGGCUCAAAAUGGGCUGGCAGUGAUUGAUUGUUCGUGGGCCAAACUGGAGGAGACGCCCUUCAAAAAGAUGAUCGGCGCUCACCCCAGGUUACUGCCGUACCUCGUAGCUGCAAACCCCGUCAACUACGGCAAGCCCUGCAAGCUAUCUUGUGUUGAGGCUUUUGCUGCCACAUUCUGCAUCGUAGGGUUUGAGGAACUGGCAGUGCUCUUGUUGAAGAAAUUCAAGUGGGGGACGGUGUUUCUGGAGCUCAAUAAAGUUCUUCUUGAACGCUACGCUGCAUGUCAGUCAGAGGAAGAGCUGCUGUCGGUCGAGAAGGAGUUUCUCACGUCGAAACCAGAGGAGGAGGAAUUUGACCCGUUUGAUGUUAACUCUGGAGUCGAAUGUAUGAACCUCAACAGACGUCCUUGUCCACCUGAAGAUGAUGAUUCGAGCGAGGAUGCAGACACCUCGGAGGAUGACGAAGACGAAGCAGAGGAUGAAAAACCAGAAAGCAACGAUGAGUCAAAAGCAGUCUCACAUCAUGAUGAAGAAGAAGAAGAGGAAGAAGACUGACUGAAAGACUUCACAAUAAAGCAGAUUUUAACGAUGGAUCCUUUUGAUACAAGGACUGACAAAACUGUUUUUUGACACCAGAGUCUUUCAUAUAAACAAAAAAAAGUUCUGACUUUGUAAACUAAAGUAUAUAUAAAAAUGAAACAAUAAAUUGCUAUUUUAUGUGACUAAACUAAUCCA
This is a messenger RNA of Stegastes partitus (bicolor damselfish), 1356 nucleotides long. It is a transcript of the gene tsr3, whose product is annotated as TSR3 ribosome maturation factor. Gene Ontology annotation, biological process: maturation of SSU-rRNA. The record is from RefSeq and is a predicted model, not a curated record. Gene Ontology annotation, molecular function: rRNA small subunit aminocarboxypropyltransferase activity. Bases 283 to 1176 code for a protein of 297 amino acids. The transcript is spliced from 6 exons. Lineage: Eukaryota; Metazoa; Chordata; Actinopteri; Pomacentridae.